AAGAAAAAUUCAAUAGAAAAACGACAAGGAAAGUGACAAAGAUUUGAAUUUAAUAUGUGAAAAAUACAGAAUAAUACCAACGUGGGUUUUUGAGAGUCAGAGAUGAAUUUUCAGCAUUCAAUGAGCUGUUUAGGAGGAGAAGCUUAAGAAUGGUGAGUGUUUUGUCUUGCUGCCAAGCUUGAUUCUGUCUAUUUCUCCUAAAUAAUUCCUUUUCAUGGUGAAGAAAUAGGUAAAGUGUUUUCUUCUAUCUUUCUCAAUUAUUCACAAAAUCUAGGGGAAAAUUAUUGAAAAAAACCCAAAAAAAAUAUGGCGGAAGAGAGUAGAGAGAGUCUGCUGAAGGAGACGAAGGUGUACUAUGAGAAUUGCCCAGGUUGUAAGCUGGACAAGUAUAAUGAGACACACCCUGGUUUACCAAUUAGAGGCCUCAUUUACGUAUGGAUUAUUGUUUUAACGAGUGCGCUGCCAAUAUCAUCUCUGUUUCCAUUCCUUUAUUUCAUGGUUAAAGACUUUCAUAUCGCAAAAAGAGAGGAAGAUAUUAGCUUCUAUAGUGGUUUUAUAGGCGCUGCAUUUAUGCUUGGCAGAGCUUGCACUUCUGUUUUCUGGGGGCUAGUGGCUGAUCGCUAUGGUCGAAAACCUGUCAUAAUAUUAGGGACUAUCGCAGUGGUUACUUUCAACACUCUUUUUGGCCUUAGUGUAAACUAUUGGAUGGCCAUUAUUACAAGGUUUCUUCUCGGAUGCUUGAAUGGAGUGCUUGGACCUAUAAAGGCGUAUGCAGUUGAGGUCUUCCGGACUGAAUACCAAGCUCUAGGCGUGUCAACUGUAAGUACAGCAAUUGGUAUAGGGUUGAUAGUUGGCCCAGCUAUUGGGGGCUACUUUGCUCAGCCUGCAGACAAGUUUCCAGAAAUCUUUUCAAAAAAUUCGUUGUUUGGAAGGUUCCCAUACUUCUUGCCUUGCUUAUGUAUAUCACUUAUGGCGUUUGGAGUAACUAUUGCCUCCAUAUGGCUUCCGGAAACGUUACACAAGCACAAUGAUUCCGUGGAAGCAUUGGAAACAACUGCUAAGAAAACAGACCAAAAAACUGAAGUGGAAAAAACACCUAAGAAAAACCUUCUUAGGAAUUGGCCCUUAAUGUCUUCAAUCCUUACUUACUGUGUUUUCUCACUUCAUAGCAUGGCAUAUACAGAGAUUUUCUCAUUAUGGGCCACAAGUCCUCGGAAACUUUGGGGGUUGAGUUAUACAAGUGAGGAUGUUGGUCAAAUUCUCACAAUCUCUGGUUGUAGUCUUUUUGUCUUCCAAAGUUUUCUAUAUCCAUAUAUAGAAAAGAUGAUCGGUGCCACAGUGGCUGCUCGUAUUUCAGGGGUUCUAACUAUACCUUUGUUGACAGCUUACCCCUAUAUAGCAAUGUUGUCAGGAUUCACUCUUUACUUCUUGUUAAAUGUGGCAUCUAUAAUAAAGAAUGUCUUAUCUACCGCCAUUAUAACUGGUUUGCUCCUCAUCCAAAGCAGAGCUGUGGAACAAAAUCAAAGAGGUGCUGCUAAUGGGAUUGCAAUGACUCUGAUGUCUUUGUUCAAAGCUGUUGGCCCAGCUGCAGGCGGUGCAAUUUUAUCGUGGUCACAAACACGUCUAGAUGCGUCUUUCCUUCCAGGCACCCACAUGGUUUUCUUCCUCCUGAAUGUAGUCGACGCUAUUGGAGUGCUGAUGACAUUCAAACCAUUUCUACCAACACCAUAGUAUGGAUCAGUAUAUAUAUAUAUAUAUAUAUAUGUAUAUGUAGUUGAAUAUAGAACUCCGUUUCAUGUGAAAAGCUCAAAGGAAGUCCGUCAAUAUUGAGAUUAUUGAAUCUUUGUUUGGACAUCACUGCCUGCAUUGUACUUUUCCAUAAUUUUGCUUCUUAGGAGGAAAAAGAAAAUCUCCCAUUCAAUUAUUCGAAUGGGAAAUUUUUUUUUUUAUUAUUUAUUUUAUUUUGUUUUGAAGUUGUAUUGAUUAUUAUUUUUUAUUUUUAUUUUUUGGUUUGAAGUUGUAUUGAUUA
Messenger RNA from Ziziphus jujuba (common jujube), 2029 nucleotides. Its product is annotated as protein ZINC INDUCED FACILITATOR-LIKE 1-like. NCBI's taxonomy places the organism in Eukaryota, Viridiplantae, Streptophyta, Magnoliopsida, Rosales, Rhamnaceae. Gene Ontology annotation, cellular component: plant-type vacuole membrane; plasma membrane. Bases 307 to 1731 code for a protein of 474 amino acids. Gene Ontology annotation, molecular function: solute:potassium antiporter activity. Gene Ontology annotation, biological process: regulation of stomatal closure; transmembrane transport. The transcript is spliced from 18 exons. The record is from RefSeq and is a predicted model, not a curated record.